Messenger RNA from Daphnia pulex (common water flea), 2921 nucleotides. RefSeq names its product methionine--tRNA ligase, cytoplasmic-like (gene MetRS). Gene Ontology annotation, cellular component: aminoacyl-tRNA synthetase multienzyme complex; cytosol. Gene Ontology annotation, molecular function: ATP binding; methionine-tRNA ligase activity. Gene Ontology annotation, biological process: methionyl-tRNA aminoacylation. The coding region runs from base 1 to 2814 and encodes 937 amino acids. Lineage: Eukaryota; Metazoa; Arthropoda; Branchiopoda; Diplostraca; Daphniidae. The transcript is spliced from 14 exons. The record is from RefSeq and is a predicted model, not a curated record.
AUGAAACUGAUUACACGUUCCAACGAUCUUUCCGGAUUGAAGGUUUUGCUGGCAGCAGAAUAUCUCAAUAUCCCGAUCGAACUAGAAAUCACGCCAUCGGCUGAGAAACCAGUUCUUAUCAUCAACGAAGACUGUCGACUUUUCUCGUCCAACUCGGCUGUAUGGUAUCUAUUCUGUUUAAAUGGCCACAAGAAAGUUAAUCCAUCACAAGACAAAUGGAUGGAUUGGGAGAGUACAAUCCUACAACCUGAAGUGCAGGCAUUGACCAACAAACAGCCUCAUCAACUCGUCACUGUGUUAGAACAUCUUGAUAAAUCCACUCGCAACAAGUUUCUUAUUGGAAAUUCAUUAUCUGCAGCUGACGUGAUAGUGUUUAGUUCCCUACUAGAACUCUCCAACGGAAAGCUCAUGGAUAGCUACUCAACUCUAAUGAAGUGGUUCAACCAAAUGUACACAAGCGAUCAGUUUAAGGCAACAGCUUCAAAAAUGAAUUUCAAGAUCAAGGAGACACAUGCUGAACAGGCAGAAGAGGAAGAAGCAGCUAUCAGCGCAGAGGAAAUAGAAGAGGCAGUCAGAUACUGGGCCCAAAGUAACAUCCCAAAGCCAAAAACCAUCAUCCAUCCAGUGUUACCUGUUGAAGGAGAACGCAAUAUUCUGAUUACGAGCGCCUUACCUUACGUCAACAAUUUCCCCCAUUUGGGCAAUAUUAUUGGUUGUGUGCUCUCAGCUGAUGUAUUUGCUCGCUACUGCCGAUUGCGAAACUACAACACGUUGUAUAUUUGCGGAACAGACGAGUAUGGAACAGCUACGGAAACUAAAGCAUUGGAAGAAGGUUUAACUCCGCAGCAAAUUUGCGAUAAAUACUUUAAACUUCACGAUGAAGUUUACAAAUGGUUUGAUAUCAGCUUCGACCAUUUCGGACGUACUACUACCCCCAAUCAAACCAAGAUUGCUCAAGACAUUUUCUUGAAAUUACAUCACAACAAUUACUUGGUGGAGGAUACUAUGGAACAGCUGUUGUGCGAGCAUUGCAAGAUAUUUUUGGCUGAUCGGUUCGUGGAAGGCACUUGUCCCUUGUGUGGUUACGAAGAUGCCAGAGGUGAUCAGUGUGACAAAUGCGGCAAGCUGGUCAAUGCCGUUGAACUCAAGUUACCAAGAUGUAAAAUGUGUCGUCAUACUCCCGUGAUUAAGACGUCUAAGCACCUUUUCCUCAAUUUACCAAAGAUUGAGGAUAAGUUGACAAGCUGGAUGGAAAGUGUGACAGCUGGAUGGACUCAUAACGCCCGCGUCAUUGCAAAUUCCUGGGUUAAGGAAGGGUUGAAGCCACGUUGCAUAACUCGUGACUUGAAAUGGGGCACUCCUGUCCCUCUUGAAGGAUACACUGACAAGGUCUUUUACGUGUGGUUUGAUGCCCCCAUUGGGUACUUGAGCAUCACGGCUUGCUACACGGAAGAAUGGGAACGCUGGUGGAAGAAUCGCGAGCAGGUCGUCCAUUACGAAUUCAUGGCCAAGGACAAUGUUCCCUUCCAUUCCGUUGUCUUCCCUUCAUCUCAAUUGGGCACACACGACCCGUACACGCUGGUCAAUCAUCUGAUUGCCACUGAAUAUCUCAAUUACGAGGAUGGCAAGUUCUCCAAGAGUCGUGGUGUCGGGGUUUUUGGUAACAAUGCCCAGGAAACGGGCAUUCCAGCUGAUGUCUGGCGCUUUUAUCUGCUUUACGUCCGUCCGGAAUCACAAGAUUCGACUUUUUCAUGGGCUGAUUUGAUGACUAAGAACAACACUGAACUACUCAACAACCUUGGCAAUUUCGCCAACCGAGCUCUGAGUUUCCUGGAGAAGAACUACGACAGUUGUGUUCCUUCCAUGACACUGGGUCAAGAAGAAAACAUGUUGCUAGUUCGAAUCAACCGCGAACUGAAGCAAUACAUUUCUCUAUUGGAGAAUGCAAAGUUACGCGAUGCCAUCAGACCCAUCUUUAGCAUCUCACGUCUAGGCAAUCAAUUGAUGCAAGCUGCCCAGCCCUGGGUGUUGAUUAAGAGUACCAAAGAUGAAGAGAAGAAGAGGGCCGGAACAGUCAUUGGUCUAUGCGCCAACAUUAUUUGUCAAUUGUCGGUCAUGUUACUCCCGUACAUGCCAAACCUAUCUGGAAAACUUCAGGAACAAUUGGGUGUCACAUCAGACGUCAACCAUUUGAUUCCGGAAUUCACUUGUCGUCUGCCUGCCGGCCACCGGAUCGGCAAGCCUGCCCCCCUAUUCCAGAAGAUUGAACAGUCACUUAUAGACGAAUUGAAGCAAAAGUUUUCUGGCGCCCAAGUUGGAUCCGCUGCUCCUCCUCCUCCAGGGAAUCCAGCAGCUACUCCAGUGGCAAAAGAAGCAGCUUCAGACAGCCUUGAAACACCAGAAAAUCUGGCACUGAGAGUGGCCCAGCAGGGUGACAAAGUGCGCCAGUUGAAAGCUGCCAAGGCCGAGAAAUCCAUUGUUACAGCUGCCGUAGCUGAACUUUUAGAUUUGAAGAAAAGGUUGGCUACUGCGGAGGAAUCAGCCAAACAAAUCCAUCAAGCGCCAGCACCUGCAGCAACCGAGAAGCCUACGCCGUCAUCCAGCGACCUUGAAAAUCUGACCAAACAAGUUGCCGAACAGGGCGACAAAGUUCGUGGGUUGAAAACUGCCAAAGCAGACAAGGCUUCCAUCGAUGCGGCCGUAGCUGUUCUCCUGGAUUUGAAGAAACAAUUGGCUCUGGCCGAAGGUAAAGACCCCGCUGCUCCGGCCAAUCCAGCCGCCAGUAAAGGGAAGAAAAAGGGGCAACAAAAAUGAUUAAUCAAUCUGGUAUGUUGUUCCUUAUUUGGGAGAGGGGGAAAAAAAUGUUUCGAUUAAACGGGAGAGACAAUACAGACGGUCGGGAAAGACCGGUUGCAAAUUGA